Molecule: messenger RNA, 1693 nt
Organism: Desarmillaria tabescens
Lineage: Eukaryota; Fungi; Basidiomycota; Agaricomycetes; Agaricales; Physalacriaceae
Product: Rho GTPase activation protein
Exons: 10
Coding region: 199-1410 (403 amino acids)
Biological process (GO): activation of GTPase activity; regulation of fungal-type cell wall organization; signal transduction
Cellular component (GO): cell cortex
Molecular function (GO): GTPase activator activity
Source: RefSeq, a predicted model, not a curated record
CGUGCCGUCAUAUGCAGGGCCUCUUCACCUUCCUCCUUCACGCUACCUUAGUAUCCGAAACAUCACUCUGCCCACCGCUGACUCCGUGUUAUUCUGGCUCUACGGCAGCCAAAGAGUCUUUUUGGGAUUUUCAAGAGACGAGCUCGCAGAAAUACAACAGCAGUCGUUCAGUCUGAUCCACCAUCUACAUCUUCCGACAUGCAGUCUCCACCUUAUGUGCCACCGCCCAGAGCUAUACUCGAUCCCGCCCAGCAGGCACCUACAAAGGCAAAUCUAAAGGCCUGGUGGAAUCAGUUUAACUUUGUUCAAAAGGUCAAGAAGGAGGCCGAGUCUAAAGAAGACUCUGAGCAUCCAGUGUUCGGGAAACCGCUCAAGGAGAGUUUGAGGUAUGCCAGCGUCCAGAUAUCGACCGCGAACGCAAAUGGAGAACUCUUCGUGUGGGGCUAUAUCCCAGUUGUCGUGGCGAAAUGCGGCCUGUAUCUCAAAGAAAAUGCCACGGAAGUACCUGGCACAUUUCGAGUAAAUGGCUCCACCAAGCGGAUGAGAGAACUGCAGGCUGAAUUUGAGACUCCUCCACGAUACGGUAAAUCCUUGGACUGGAAGCAAGUCUCAUACACCUCCCAUGAUGUCGCAAGUGUCUUCCGGAGAUACCUUACCCAAAUGCCAGAAGCUGUUAUACCCUACGACAUGUAUCAUGACUUCCGAGACGCUUUAGCAAAGGAGCCUUACAACCAAGACGAAGUCAUCGCCACAUAUAAGAGGCUCAUACGGGCCAUGCCUCGUGCAAAUCAAUAUCUUCUAUUAUACGUCCUGGACCUCUUGUCUGUAUUUGCACGGAAAUCUGACAUCAACUUGAUGACCGCCACGAAUCUUGCUGUAAUCUUUCGGCCAGGUUUGAUAUCUCAUCCCCACCACGAGAUGUCGCCGAAAGAGCACGCUCUAAGCCAGAAGGUAUUAGAGUUCCUAAUAGCCCAACAGGAUUGGUUCAUGCUGGACAUACCACCGCCACCCCAAAACACACCUGGAUCUCCUAUAUCUGAUUCAUCAUCUGUUGACGACAUCACCGUAUUCCCUAGUUCAGACGAUGAGCGACAACCAGGUAGUGGGUGGAAGAUGGUAGGAAAGAAAGACAUUCGUCGAGUAACGCGCCGAAGAACGACCCUCGACCGCAGCGCUGCGCCGCAUGUCGUUGUAGCCGAAACAGAACUUCCUCCCGUCAAUGAAACCCCGACUUCACGACCAGAGGAUGGACCAGUGGGUGUGUCUCGGAGUCGAACCAUGCCCUCUGGUCGGCGAGUUGCUUCGUCGUCAUCUGAUGCCCCACGACUUUUGCGAAAACAGAAACGGGUGUCAUCUUCUCAGCCCGGUCAGACCAGAGGUGGACAAGAUCCAAUGCCUACGACGUCGUAGCCCUCUCCUUCUUUCCCCUGCUUUGGCAUACCCCUGGCUUCUUUGUACUCGCGUCUGGAUUUCACGACCUGUUUUUAGAAAAGGUCCAUGGACUUUAUUUUUUCUGUGGUUGCUACAUGUAUUUCCAGAUAUGGACAUUAAUCUAUUAAUAUUGACCUAUGUAUUUAUGUUUAGCCUGGCCUUCUUAUUGCCCCUUGAAAGGGCCGAUGUGACGGUCCAGCGUUACUGGCGACAUGCGCAGCUGUACCGAAAUGAAAUAUGAAGCGAAGUUUGUUCCAGCUUC